Molecule: messenger RNA, 821 nt
Organism: Pseudovirgaria hyperparasitica
Lineage: Eukaryota; Fungi; Ascomycota; Dothideomycetes; Acrospermales; Acrospermaceae
Product: mitochondrial 54S ribosomal protein YmL23
Exons: 3
Coding region: 130-678 (182 amino acids)
Biological process (GO): translation; negative regulation of translation
Cellular component (GO): ribosome; mitochondrial large ribosomal subunit
Molecular function (GO): structural constituent of ribosome; mRNA binding
Source: RefSeq, a predicted model, not a curated record
CGUCAGUGGAACAAAACGCAACAUCCACAACUGACCCAUGCCCAGUACUGCAUUGUAUUUCCAUAAAACAUAUACGAUUUACAAAUUCUCUGAUCUAUUAAUCCAUCACGGCCGGUAGGACAGGCCGGAAUGUCCCAAACUAUUGGCAAGACACGUCUGGCAUACAACCGCGCAUGGCACGUAAUCGAUGUUGGGACUGAUACACGGCCGCUUGGUCGUAUUGCAACACAAAUUGCCCUUGUCUUGAUGGGCAAGCACAAACCGAUUUAUGAUCCUUCUACAGACUGCGGAGACUAUGUGGUAGCUGUAGGAUGCCACGACCUACACACAACCGGCAAGAAAAGAGAAAAGAAGAUGUACUACACACAUAACACGAGGCCAGGAAGCCUGAAGUCAAUAAGCAUGGAUGGGCUGUUCAAGAAAUGGGGUGGCUCAGAGGUGCUGAUCAAGGCUGUGAGCGGCAUGCUGCCAAAGAACAGACUACGGAAACCCCGUCUAGCACGAUUAAAAGCAUUUGAAGGCAACGCUCACCCCUACAAGAAGAAUAUCUUGAGGCUCGGUCACCCUGGUGCGCGGCCCGCCGGAGAACCUACAUUGCGACCAACGUCGAUAAUAGCGGAACUAGCAGUGGAGGCACAAGCAGCAAAAGCCGGAAAGAGUCAGGGGACUUCAUCGUAGGAAGUGACCGUUUUCUUUAUCACUUGAUAACGCAUCAUAAAUUUUGGGACGGAUCGUUCGUAUGAUGUAUAAUAUUAAGAGCUUGUACAUCAGCUAUAGAAAUGCAUAUUGCCCGCCUUGGCGAGGCUAAAGAUUCUCAUAAU